UUAUUUCUUCUUGCGGACAAUCACCUACCACACUGAGGGAACCGUUUCAACUCCCGCCAGAAACUCUCACCACCGUACCCACUCCAACCACCAAAGAAAGCAUCACUAUAUCUUCUUUGGGGACUUCCAAUUCUAGCACAAACAUACCCCUAAUUCAACCGAUAAUCUUUAAAAACCCUAGAGGGAAAAGAAGGGUCCGAUUCCAAAGUUGCUCCAAUCAUGGCUCCUAUCUCCUCUUCAACUGAACUGGCAGAGAAGAUCUCCUGGUACAGUGCACUGCUCCUGGCACUCAUGCUGGUGUUGAGCUGCUGUGAAUCCGCCCAGAGUCAUGAUGAGAUCAUGGUUCGGCUGCACAAGAAGGACGCGAAGAAGCCAUGCGAUGAGAUUUACGUAGUUCGGGAAGGAGAAACUCUGCACACCAUCAGCGAAAAAUGUGGGGAUCCUUAUAUCGUGGAAGAGAACCCCCAUAUUCACGACCCCGACGAUGUUUUUCCCGGACUUGUUAUCAAAAUUACCCCUUACAAUUAUAGGUAGAGUUGAUUGAUCUUUCGAGCAUCUGUUUUUUCUUUUUUUCUUUCAAAUUAUUAACUCUGUCUGUGAAGGUAAACAACACCCGAUCCUGAGUGUAUAUAAUUUGAUGUAUAUGUGAGAGGUUUGUGUUAUUCUCCUUUACUUAGGAGACUAACUAACUAAGAUAAUACCGUAUAUUUUUCUUCCUUGGGUGUGAUGAAGGCUGUAUAUAUACGUAUACACAUGUAUAUCUUCGCACUUUCAAAAGUUGAAAGUACGUAUUUUUAAUUUUAGAUCAAUCGGGGCUGCCCAGACUGAAUUUUAAUUUUUAUCUUAA
This is a messenger RNA of Vitis riparia (riverbank grape), 847 nucleotides long. RefSeq lists its product as uncharacterized. Lineage: Eukaryota; Viridiplantae; Streptophyta; Magnoliopsida; Vitales; Vitaceae. The record is from RefSeq and is a predicted model, not a curated record. The coding region runs from base 220 to 534 and encodes 104 amino acids. The transcript has a single exon.